Messenger RNA from Racocetra fulgida, 161 nucleotides. Lineage: Eukaryota; Fungi; Glomeromycota; Glomeromycetes; Diversisporales; Gigasporaceae. The record is from the annotation of a GenBank genome assembly.
AAGAUUUGAUGUACUAUUUGGUGGAAGAUGAAAGCCUAGAAUGUUGGCCUGACUGGGUAGACAAACGCAUCAUUAAAAAUAAAUUCCCCCCGUCUUUACGGAUUUCACAUACAUUUGAGACUUAUCAAUUUAUAAAAGAAGCUAUUGAGGUAACUUUUUAA